AGCAUGGCCUACAAAGAUGCUUAUUCCGCUCUGAUGAAGGGUGUAGAGGAGCUGGACUGCCAGGGACCGGCUGUGCCCGGUGACCUGGUGCUGAUCGGUGACCAUGCCUUCCCCCUGGCCAUGAACCCUCGGGGUAAGGUCCUGAUGGCAGCUUCCAGAUAUGGCCAGGGUCGCAUUGUGGUGCUGGGUCAUGAGGCCUUCCUCACCACCUUUCCCGCUGUGGUGGAGAACGCCCUGACCUGGCUGAAGCCCUCCACUGACGCCCAGGUGGGAAUCCACUCAGCCUACAGUGCUGUGGCCCAUAACCUGUUCUACACCAGCAUCCAGGCGGAGGUAGGGGGUUUCCACAGUGGGCUGGGUGUUUAUGUCACUGAUGCCUACAGUGUGGGCCCCACUGCAAAGGAGCUCGUGGCCUUUCUGAAGGAAGGGGGUGGUCUGCUUGUUGCUGGUCAAGCUUGGAGCUGGGCCAUGGAUCACCCUAAGGAGAAUAUUCUGCUGGGCUUCCCAGGGAACAAGGUGUGCAGUGUGGCUGGGAUCUACUUCUCUGAACACCCAGGGCAGCUGGGCGUGUUCCCCGUGCCCAGGCAGAUCCCUUCCAGCUGGCUGGCAGUGUCGAAAGACGAAGACUUCAAGGACGACCUUGAGUUCCUGUUGGAGGGAGUGUCUGCCUUUGACAUCCAGGGAGAUGCACUGCCUUCAGAAGUCCUAGUGCAUGGUCCCUUAGCUUUCCCCAUCGCCACCACCAAUGAUGGCAGGGCCUUCAUCGCUGGAUCCUACUAUGGGCAAGGUCGUGUCAUCGUUACCACCCACGAAAGCUACCUGGGGCACCAGGCUCUGGCUCCUUUCCUGAUCAAUGCAGUGCGCUGGCUGGAUGAGGGCCGCAAUGGGACCGUGGGCAUCCUGCCUGAGCUCAGUGGAGCCCACGCCCUCCUGAGCCAGUCUGGCCUCACCUGUGAGAAGACAAGGUUCAAACAGGGGCUGAGUGUUUAUGUCUGCACCUCGUACAGUGAUGCUCAUGCCGCCGACAUCCAGGAGUUUGUGGCUGAGGGUGGGGGUCUCCUCAUUGGUGGCCACGCCUGGUACUGGGCACAAACCCACAGUGGCCACAAUGCCGUGACCGAGUACCCUGGCAACCACAUCCUUAACAAGAUGGGCUUCAGCAUCCUGGAGGCCACCUUGAAUGCAGGCCUGUAUGAGGCCCUGCAGUCCUGCUCCGAGGCCUAUCACUUCCGAAGAAUGCUGCAGAAUUUUAUGGCUCAUGUGACCUGCGGGCAGACGCUGACAGAGCACGAGCAGGCCUGCCUGAAGCGGCUGGGUACAGACUGUGUGACCUACCUGCAUAUGCGAGCCCAUGACUGCCCUUCCUAUAACUCCAUCCUCAACAUGCUCACCAACAUGGUAAAGAAGGCCGGUGUACCGCAAGUCUGUGCCAGCUGCCCUGUGGAGAACUCUAAGGACCACCUGCUUCUCCACGUGGGCACUGAGGUGUACAAGGCAUCCCCCAAUCCAGACGACCUCCUGCCCUACAUCAUCAAGGACAGGCCCUACCUGCCCACAGUCCCAGAUGCCAGGGUCUGGAUCAGCGGCAACACCGAAGGCAGUGAGGAGUGGAAGAGCACUGGCCUGUACCUCUCUCCUGGCAUGAAGACACACAUGGCAAUCCCCUCCCAAAUCGUCGGAAAAGGCUGGGAGGUGCAGAUCGGCUGCCAGACAGACUAUGUCGGCAAUGCGGAUGAACUGAUCAGGGCACCAGUGGUGCAUGAGCGAUUCCCAAUAGAGUCGGACACCGUUCAGGUCUCAAAUUUGUGGGGCGGCCUUAUCUACCUGGUGGCUCCAUCCAAUUGCCACGAGGGAGAGCUGGAGAUCACUGUAGAGGAAGCCAUCCGUGCACCAUACUACAAAUCUGGGGAGACCAGUGUGGCGGCCUGGGUUGGGGGGAUCCGUGAUGCCCCUGCUCCCUGGGCGGAGAUGGAGUUUGAGAACAUCAUCAUGACGGUACCCUCAGAGGUGGUGCGCCACAUCGAUCAACCAGACGAGGUGGCAGAGGUCUGGGACACCAUCAUGAGGAGUAUUGCGGAGCUGGCCGCUAUCCCUGCUAAGUUUCCCCGCAAGGAGCGCUUUGUGGCUGAUGUGCAGAUCUCCCACGGUUUCAUGCAUGCAGGCUACCCAGUCAUGAUGCACUCAAGUUCAGCUCCAGACCUGAUGAUUCCAAAGCUGGUGGCUGGCAAUGGCGGUAACAUAUGGGGGGCCAUCCAUGAGCUGGGUCACAACCAGCAGCAGAGUGCCUGGGAGUUCCCACCGCACACCACAGAGUGCACCUGCAACCUGUGGUCUGUCUACGUGCACGAAACUGUGCUGGAUGUGGAGCGGGCCGAUGCACAUGGGGAUUUGAAGCCCAGUAAACGACAGAAGAGGAUUAUGCAGUUUCUGCAGAGUGGGAGAGAGCUGGACAACUGGAAAGUAUGGACAGCUCUGGAGACUUACAUGCAGCUCCAAGAAGAGUUUGGCUGGGAGGCCUUCAAGAAGGUCUUUGCUGCCUACCAUCAAAUGCAGAACGUGCCCAGUGACAAUGAGGGCAAGAUGAAUCUGUAUGCCGAGACCUUCUCCCGCUCAGUCAACAGAAAUCUGGUGCCCUUCUUCAAGUCCUGGGGCUGGCCCAUUGAGCCUGAGCUGGAGUGGAAGCUGGAAGACCUGCCUGAGUGGAGUGAUCAUCCCAUAGCCAAGUACAAGGACCUGUAGUACUAAACUUUGCA
Megalops cyprinoides (Indo-Pacific tarpon) is the source of this 2753-nucleotide messenger RNA. RefSeq names its product TRPM8 channel-associated factor homolog. NCBI's taxonomy places the organism in Eukaryota, Metazoa, Chordata, Actinopteri, Elopiformes, Megalopidae. The coding region runs from base 4 to 2739 and encodes 911 amino acids. The transcript is spliced from 7 exons. The record is from RefSeq and is a predicted model, not a curated record.